GUUCUGUGUGUGGUGAGUGAGUAAAGCAUACAUGGCGUUACUAAUGCUAACAUAACCUACGGGCAUCGAGUGUGACGCACAGGCCAUGUGCGAGUGCGACACGUUUUCUCCAGACCUGUAACGUUUUAAACAUUACAAAGAUGACAUUGAAGAAUUUUCCAAGAGGAGGAAAGAAGUUGCAAAGGAAGAAAUCAUCAGUUUCGAUUCAACAAAAACAUGAGAAAGUCAACAAAAAGAUUCGUGAUAGGGGAAAUGCAAGGAAGAACACAGAAGAAGAUGCAAAUUUUGCUGCCAAUACUGCAGAACGUUUAUCAUAUGCAACAGUUUGCGAAGGAUUAGUAGUACUGGGUUGUAUUUUUGAAGUAACAGAGUAUGAUUUGAUUAUAUCUUUACCUGGAGGUGCAAUAGGUCGUGCACAAGUUACAGACAUUAGUGAAUCAUACAAUAAUCUAUUGCAAGGCUUGAUUAGGUCUGAAGACGAUCAGCCAAAUGAGUUUAAAUCAUUACCCGAAUUGUACUCCCGUGGGGAUUAUGUUGUAUGCUAUGUAAAGAGUAUACAUCCACAAGAAAAGUGGCAAAUUAUAUUAUCUCUUGAACCUCGAUUGAUAAAUCAGAAUUUGAAUGUGGAUUUCUUGAGUAAUGGCGCAAAAAUAGUAUGUACUGUUAGCAGUAUAGAGGAUCAUGGUUAUGUUGUAGACACAGGGGUAACUACUGUGAGAGGAUUCAUACCUGCAAAGGAGCACAAUAUUGAGAAAUGUUUGUCCCCAGGUAGACAAGUCUUGUGUCAUGUGAAGGAGAUUAAAACAAGUGAGAAUACAGCGACAAUUAAGCUAUCUACGAAACAGGGAUUGGUUCAAGCAGUUAACGACAUUGAAAUCAAAUCAUUAGAUAGCUUGAUGCCAGGAACAAAUUUUAAUCUUUAUGUAAACAAGGUUCUCUCCAAUGGAUUGUAUGUUUCGUUUGGUAACAAUUCUGUGGGUUACAUAAAUCAACUUUACCUGGAUGAACCUUUAUCCAAAUAUUCAAAGGGAAUGGAAGUUACUGGCAAAUUACUCUAUAUUUUGCCAACUGUGAAAUUUGGGUACUUUAAUUUAACAAAAAAUAAGUUAAAGGAUAAUUCCAUAAAUCCAGGAGAUAUUGUAGAAGAAGCAGUUACCCUAUUUAGAGAAUCUGGCGGAAUUGUGUUACAAUUAACCAAGAGUGGAGUAAGGGGAUUUCUACCCUUGAAAAGAACAAACAUAGAUUUUGACAAAAUUAUUGAAAAAUUUGUACCUGGUAGCAAACAUAAAUGUCGAAUAUUAUCAUACUGUUGGAUGGAUGGCACUUAUGUAUGUACAAUGCAGCAUUCGCUGAUGCAACAGAGGUAUUUUUCGCUUUCUGAUUUUAAACCGGGCGAUUUGGUAAAUGUAAAGAUUACAAGUAUCAAUGUGGAAAAUGGUUUUGUGAAUGUUCAAGUUGGUAAAAUUAAUGGACACGUUACGUCGGAACAUGUAUCCGACGAAGGAAGAAGCGGUAUGAGAAAACUAAAAGUUAAUAAAGAAGUCGAAGCAAAAGUGUUAUCCAUUAAUGGUGAACGGAAUAAAGUAUAUUUCACUUUGAAGAAAUCUCUUUUAACGAGCGAUUUACCCGUAUUAUGUGAUAUAGAAGAGGCAAAAUGUGGAGUCAAACACCAUGGUACCGUUGUUCAAGUAAAUAAGAAUGGUUUAUUAGUUAAAUUUUUCGGUGAUGUUAAAGGUUGGGUCCCACGUUCUGCAUUAGACAACGAAGCGUCUGCUGUAAAUUGGAAUUAUUCUAGUGGACAAACAAUUAUGGUUAAGAUUGAAUCAGUAGAUAAAAGUUUAAAGAAGAUAAUUUUAAGUAUAGCUAUGAAAAAUAUAAAAACAGAAGAAAACUUGUUUGUUAUCGGAGAACAUGUAGAAGGAACAAUCACAGACUCUUCUGUUCAAGGUGUAUACUUGAGAAUAAGCAAAAACGAUGGACAAAUUGUUAGCACAGGAUUUUUACCUGCUGGGCACAUGACGCUCUGUAUGGAGACAGCUGCUUUGCUAGCUUCAAAAUGUAUUCCUGGAGACACUCUCUCUGCCCUGGUGUUUGCUACAGCGCCUAGUUUGAUUCUAACCAGAACUUUCUUGCCGGAAGAAAAGUAUAGAAAAUUCGAGAAUCUAAAAGUAGGUAAUUGUAUACCAUGUUCGAUCAGAGACAUAGAACCAGAUGGUGUGAGAGUCUUAUUACCCAUCACAGGAUGCUCGCCGUUCGGAUAUGUAUCUUACAGUAAUGUUAGUCACUUCAACAAAUUGCAAACGCAUCAGAUUUUAUUUGCAGCAAUCACCUCUGUUAAAAGAAAACAGAAACAAUUGGGUUUGACGUUAUCGUUGAAGAGAAUAUACGAUGGAUUGACUGAUACUCAAAGUAGGAUGAUGGCUGCGGUGGACACCUUAAGCUUGUACUUCAAUAAAUUAGCAGAACUAGCACGAAAUCCGUUUUACGAAAAUAGACCAAUCUCGUCAGUCACUUUGGGAGAAAAAGUCACAGGGAAAAUUGAUAAAAUUACAGAUAACGGUCUCGUAGUCCAAUUACCAAAUAACUUGUUAGGAAUAGUACAUAAAGAUCAUUACCGUGGAGCACCAAAGGUAGGAGAUACAGUUUCAGGAACUAUCCUGUGGAAGAAUUAUAUGCACGAACUUGUUGAAAUGACAAUGAUACCCUCUUUGAUGAAAAGUAUAAGUGCGAAGCAGAACGAGGAACUAGACAUUCCUGAAGGAAAAGUAAUCAGAGGUCAAAUUUUAAUGGUGACAAACUGGUUUAUCUUAAUUAUUUUAAAAGGGAUUGGUAAAGGCUCCUUGGCAGCAAUGCCUGCCAGACGGCAUAUGAAUGAUGUGCAACCAGACUUGUCACCAUAUUUUGUUCAUUCGAAAAUUAGGUGUUACAUUAUACUAAAAUCUGGCGAAUUAGAUGUCAUGCCUAUCUGUAUGGUAAAAUCUGCAUUCGAAUCGAGGCGCAUCACAGAAACAAUACCACCGAGUAAACUUAGCUUGAAAAGGAAGAAGGAGAAACAGGAACGUGACGAGGUACCUGUUAAAAAGGUAAAGAUAGACAAAGCGAAGCCAAAAAUUGAAAUUGCACAUGGGAAGAAAGGUCAUGAUGUAAGCACAACAGAAGAAGCAAACGAAGAAACAUUAAAUAAGAAGCAUGUUAAACAGAAAAAGGAAAAGAAAUUGAAGAAAAUUGAAGAAGAGAAUGAUGCGCCAGAUAAUUCUAAUGAUUCUUGUAACAUUAAGGAGGAGCCAAGAAUACCUGAAUGUGGUUUCUUCUGGGAUGGGACACCAGAUAUGAGUCUUCUUGACAGUAACGUAGCGUCUACCGAUAGCGAGAAUGAAGUAGAGCAACAACCGAAGCAGAAGAAGAAGAAACUAAAUGCUGCGGAACGUAGAGAACAGGAGAGACAAAAAGAGCGUGAAAUUCGCCAGAGGGAAGAAGCAUUAGCCAGUAAUCAAUUGCCAAAUUCUGUUGACCAGUUCGAUAGACUGGUGAUGGCGAGUCCAGAUAGCUCGAUAAUCUGGUUGCAAUAUAUGGCGUUUCAUUUACAGACAACAGACAUUGAAAAAGCGAGAGCGGUUGCGAGAAGAGCUGUCAAAACUAUCAACUUCAGGGAAGAGAAUGAAAGGUUAAAUGUGUGGAAUGCUUGGCUAAAUUUAGAAUCCAAAUUUGGGACUCCUGAAUCAUUGCACGACGUUUUCCAAGAGGCGGUGAGGACUAACGAUUCUUUGAAAGUGUACACGCAUAUGUUGACCGUACACCAUGAGGCUGGCAGACAGGUAGAAUUAGAGAAAACAAUAAAUACUAUACUUGGGAAGUUCAAGCAGAAUCCUCAAGUGUGGAUCGAUUGUGGUACAGCGUUGUUGAAGAUGGGUUUGAAAGACAAAUCAAGGCAUAUUAUGCAAAGAGCACUGCAGUCUUUACCACUAGCAGAACAUGUUAAUGUGAUGACGAAGUUUGCGCUUGUGGAGAACAAAUUUGGGAAUAAAGAAAGGGCACAAACCUUGUUCGAGCAGAUUUUGGCUUCCUAUCCAAAGCGUGUGGACAUAUGGUCAUGCUAUGUAGACACAUUAAUAAAAUCUAACGAUAUUGAUAUUGCAAGGAAAGUACUGGAACGAGCAGUUGUUCAGACGUUGCCUCUGGCUGCCGAAUACGUAGAGAAGCAAUGUAGCAAUACAUCGAAUCAGUAA
Molecule: messenger RNA, 4226 nt
Organism: Dufourea novaeangliae
Lineage: Eukaryota; Metazoa; Arthropoda; Insecta; Hymenoptera; Halictidae
Gene: Rrp5
Product: protein RRP5 homolog
Exons: 5
Coding region: 141-4226 (1361 amino acids)
Biological process (GO): rRNA processing
Cellular component (GO): nucleolus; small-subunit processome
Molecular function (GO): RNA binding; protein binding
Source: RefSeq, a predicted model, not a curated record